AUGCCUCAGGCCAGCCUUUUCUCCUAUUUUUCAAAGUCCCUAACGUCCACGUCCACCACGCCAGAGGGCGACAGAGGGCCCAAGAGCAAAGACUAUAGUCCUCAUGAGGGCGAUGUAUCGUUGCGCCUAGACCCGGUUCCGCCACAGGCCGGCUUAGGCAUACUGCGGCAAAUCCACCGACAACCCACCAACGAAGCCGCCACAGAUUCUGGUCAGACAGACGGGACAGACACAAACCUCGAAAGCCAACAUACUUCUAGGGAUGUCUCUGACAAGCCGCUCGACCGGUUGUCAUUUCAUCAUCCAACGGACGCCUCUCAGAUCAUUCCCAUCCCCCACCUUCCAGGAGCUCUCAUCACGACCAUUCACAAGUCGCAUCUGCAAUCGAUCCAACGCCUGACAAGCACGACCUUACCUGUCCGUUAUGGUGAAGUCUUUUUCACUUCGACUCUGUCCGAGCCGACCUCAUUCCAGCUGUCGCGAGUCGUCCUCUACUCAUCCGAGCCCGUCGGCUGGAUUCGAUGCCGGUUGGAGCCGUGCUCGCCCAGCCACAGUGUGUCUCCGUCAAAGUCGGAGCUUUCGCAGAUAUACGUCCAGGCGCUGGCCUUGUUGUCACCGUAUCGCGGGCUCGGGAUCGCCACGAAACUUCUCGACGUGGUCUUACAGUCCUCAAUCGCUCAGGCUGGUAGUACGGUGUGCAUCUACGCGCAUGUCUGGGAGAAGAAUGAGGAUGCCCUCGAGUGGUACGCGAAAAGAGGCUUCAAGCGCGUCAUGUUGAUUGAGAGGUAUUACAAGAGGCUGAGGCCCGGUGGAGCUUGGAUUUUGAGGAAAGAGCUGGAUGGGCGCUGA
Molecule: messenger RNA, 849 nt
Organism: Capronia epimyces CBS 606.96
Lineage: Eukaryota; Fungi; Ascomycota; Eurotiomycetes; Chaetothyriales; Herpotrichiellaceae
Exons: 1
Coding region: 1-849 (282 amino acids)
Biological process (GO): mitotic sister chromatid cohesion
Cellular component (GO): NatA complex
Molecular function (GO): acyltransferase activity, transferring groups other than amino-acyl groups
Source: RefSeq, a predicted model, not a curated record